ACGCCACAUGGCCUUUGGCUUACACCCACAAAACAUCUGGGAGUAUUCGCAUCCAACCGUAAGCUGUCUUAGUUUGAAAACGCAAAGUAUUUAAUUCAUAGCUUUGUCUCAUAUCAAAGUUACGGUUUUUAUAAAUAUAUUUGAUUAUUUCGGUGUUAUGUUUUUGUUGUUAUAUUUUACAUUGGCAUAAAAUUAUAAUAUCUUAAAAAACAAAAAAAAUUUUAACUUUUUUUUUUUUUUUUUGCUGUUUUACUUAGAAAUAUGCCGGAUAAAGUUAUCAGGGGUUCAUAGCUAUCCUGUCGAACCCACUUAUCUUGACCUCGUUAACUCGCCAACCCUUUUAAGUCGACUUUUUGACGUGGAACAGCCAAAUUCUCUCUUUGUUUUAGCAUUUUCUCCUCGGUUAUGUCGAUUCUGUUAUGUCGCCAAACCCUAAUAUCUCGAAGCCAGCACAAAAGGUGGCAUUUAAAUUUGCUACAUAACCUCGGUUAUCUCGAUCCCCAUAACCUGUCGCCAGCUUUUGAACUUCUCAAGAAGAAAUAAAAAACAAAUGAAUAAGUUUUGCAUAAUUAAAAAUGAUUGUUUAUUUCUCAAAAAUACAGUACUUGUGUUAUAUAAUGAACCUAGGAGUAAUUUAAAUAAAUGUUGUUUUUUUAAUUUGAAGUUUAAAAAUCAUUCAUAAGAUUUUGCUGUGUGCAAAAAACUGUUAAACUAGAGACCGACCGAAAGUGAUUUUCUGAUUUAAAAGAUCGUUUAGUUUGUGUUAUUAAAAGAUCGUUUAGUUUGUUCAUAAAGAUGGCUAAGUUUCCUCUUAAAGAUCAUUGUUUUUGUUCUUAAAUAUCGCUUAGUUGUUCUUAAAGAUCAUUCAGUUUGUUCUUAACGAUCAUUUAGUUUGUUUGUAUAUAUCUUUUAGUUUGUUGUUAAAAAUCGUUUAGUUUGUUCUUAAAGAUCGCUUAUUUUGUUGUUAAAGAUCGCUUAGUUUUUUCAUAAAGAUCGCUUAAUUUGUUCUUAUAGAUAAUUGAUUUUGUUUUAAGAUUGAUUGGUUUGUUCUGAAAGAUCUUUUAGUUUGUUCCUAAAGAACAAUUAGUUUUCUGUUAAAGAUCGCUUAGUUUAUUCUUAUAAAUCAUUUAAUUUACUAUUAAAUAUCAUUUGUUUUGUUCUUAAAGAUCAUUUAGUUCGUUCUUAAAAAUCGCUAAGCUUGUUCUUUAAGGUCGUUUAGUUUUUAAUUAAAGAUCGCUUAGACUGUUCUUAAAGAUCGCUUAGUUUGUUUUAAAGAUUGUUUAGUUUGUUCUUAAAUGUCGCUUAGUUUGUUUUUAAAUAUCGUUUAGUUUGUUCUCAAAGAUCGCUUAAUUUGUUCUUAAAGAUCACUUUAUUUGUUUUUAAAGUUCGUUUAGUUUGUUCUUAAAGAACGCUUAAUUUGUUCUUAAGGAUCGUUUAGUUUGUUCUUAAAUGUCGCUUAGCUUGUUGUUAAAUAUCGCUUUUGCUGAAAAUUAAAUGACCGAAACCUCAGUCACUCUCGGCCGGAUGGCCGAAAGUUUAAGUCAAUUUCGGCCGAAACCGAAAAAAACGAAAGUUAACUUUUCUCUUUCGGGUGAAAUCGAAAUUAAGCCGAAAGUUAACUUUCAGUUUCGGCCGAAACCGAAACUUGGCCGAAAGUGAUAAAAUGGCCACUUUCGGCGCCAAAACCGAAGCCGAAAUUCGGUCGGUGUCUAUGUUAAACCAUCGGUCAAAGAAAGCUUUAAUUAAAUAUUCAUAUGCCAAAGAUGAAUUAUUUAAGCUGAGAUAUUAUUUUUUUAUGGCCUAGAUUUUUUUUAAAUGGUUUUGAUUAAGUAGCCUUAUCGUGGGAUUUUAACUAGAAUCUAACUUUAAUAUUAGCAAUCAAGCAAUAGGCCUACCGGCCAAACAGAGAGCCAACAACCCUUCAUAUUUAUUCAACCAUCUGAGGACAGCAUUACGAAACAGAAAAAAACAAAUCAAGCUUCACUUAGUCACAACCUGGUAUCUUGAAGUCUGUUCAUGAGUUCUAUACCACGCCAACAUAAGUUUUAAUCAGUGCCAACAUAAGUUCUUUGCCAAAAUUGAACCUUAUUUGAAAAUCGACCGUCAGAAUUUACUGUAGAUUACGCUCCUUCCAAAAAGUGCAUUCAAUGGAUUUCCAAUUAGUGAGCACGGUGAUCUGAAACAAGACAGAUUGAAUCAGAUAUUUUUGAUAUAAUAAAUAUACGUAUUCGAAUCAAAUAUAAACCCAUAUUAUGGAUGCUGCUUCUGAACCAUUAAUUUAUGUAUGUCAAAGGUCAUUAAGGGCCCCCUCUAGAUGGCUAUAAUUUAACACCAGUGGUGAGGGAGGGGUGGGCCAAUUCAAUGUUCGCCGGCCUAAGGAAGGAAUAAUUUUGAGCCCCACCUUGGGUUGGCUGUAAAUAAGCAUUUUUCCCUAGAGUUUUUAACUCUGUGGGACCCUCAUGACAGACAUUAGCUAUACCUUCAAUGGGAGACUUGUAUAUUUCGUAUGUUUACACUCUAAUAUGUCUCACUACAGAGUUUAAAUAUCCGCCAUGAUGACCAACCGCACACCACUCGAGACGUUGAUGUCACGUUAUCCCUGCACAUUUAACAUCACACCAGAAAUAGAUUCUGACGCCAAACUCAGAGAGGUGCAAGGAAAGUUGAAGUCAGAAAUUCAACACCCAGGCGAUGAUACCGUCAAUGAUAUCCGGAAUAGAAACCUGCUGACGUGGAUCGAAUACAAAUUGGGAGAUUUGCGGUCAGCAGUUCAACAAAAUGAAGACGUCAUUCGGAUGACCAACUCAAACGAUAUGGUAUCCCUUGGAAAUCGAGUUUUUCUUCUAAAAGAAAAGGGAGAAAACUAUGACUCUGCUUUCCAAAGUCUUAAAGCUCUAACCCUCAGACCAGAUGCCGGGAAAUUAAUGGGUACAGCCAAAGCAGACCAGGCGUAUUCGUACGCAAGGAUUGGCGGGCCGAAAAAUCAACAGUACGCCAUUGAUCUGUACGUGGAAGCUCUGCAAAUAGAACCAGACAAUUUCCAUUGGAAAUUCGGUCUUGGUCUCGCCCUAAGAAGGUCUAUUCACAAGGAGAUGGCAAGAUCACCCGAGUUUAGAAUGUCUUUCGCACAACGCGUCAAAGAAGGAGCAAGGGUCCUGUUUGAAGUGGCAGAGACCGACAGCCAGAGAAACUUGUUUCGGAAGCGCGCCUACGGGGAGCUCGCUUUUAUGAGGGGGCUUGUGGAACAGCAGAAAGACAUCCAAGGAGGCAUGAGCGUGAAGGAGAUUUUCCGUAACAUGACGAAAGUGGAUUUGGACGGGAAGGCCAAGAAUAUCAGAGAGUAAAAAAAGAAGUACAACUAACGGCGAUAAGGAGGAGAAGAGGAUCGGGUAAAAAAAUCAGCAACUUUUGAGAUUAACUUGUACGAUGUCUCCCAUAAUACGAACAAAAGAAAUUUGUAGAUGAAGGCAAACAUUAUUAGAAAGAGUAGGUAGUAAUAUUUACUUGAAGGCUAAAAGAUGAAACAACGGACUUAGACGAUGUGUCCUGUCUUAAGGUGGCAAGGAGCUGCAAAAGAACUCUCUUUAACUACGAGAGGAUCGAGGAGAAAACGUGUAUACAAAUAGAAGCAUAGACUAGAAAAAGCUUCACGCGUGAGCUUAUUUUUAACAGCUCUUUCUUUAUCAACUGUUGUGUUGCAAGGAUGAAAUAAUAUGUAUACACUUGAUGAAUUAGUUCCAACAUACACAUGACCGACGGAACAUAUAGCCACAAAGUAUACUCAAAUGACUAUGAUUAUUAUAAUCUCUGACCCUAAUAUUAAUCUCGUUUCUUUCUUCACUCUCUUUCAUACGAAAUAUUCAUGAAUUUAUUAUUAUUGAUUUUUUUAAAAACCAUUUUAUUGUGGCUAUUAAACUAAAAAUUAACCAUC
Messenger RNA from Lymnaea stagnalis (great pond snail), 3931 nucleotides. NCBI's taxonomy places the organism in Eukaryota, Metazoa, Mollusca, Gastropoda, Lymnaeidae. The record is from the annotation of a GenBank genome assembly.